GGGUGCCCGCGCGCUGCAUAUAGCGAGACUAUCCUGUUUGAAGAUUAUGCUGCAGCUCCUGGCCAUCUUGUAUCAGACAGGAUGAGACGUUGAAAAAAAAAAACCCCCACGAGUGAUAGGAGUCCACUCAUUCCUUCAGCAUACGGUCGUUGACGGGCGACUACUACAAAGGCUUUAAAAAAAAAAAAUUUAAAAAUAUCACAUCUGCUGCUGAAAACACCUCAUACGAGUUGUGGAUUAUUCCGAGGACAUCGUACUGAAACCAUGAGCUGGGGGUCAGAGCUAUGGGAUCAGUUUGACAACUUGGAGAAGCAUACACAGUGGGGGAUCGAAUAUGUGGAGAAGUACACCAAAUUUGUCAAGGAGAGGUCAGAGAUUGAAAUCAGCUAUGCAAAACAAAUUAGGAAUUUAUCAAAGAAGUAUCAACCCAAGAAGAACUCACGGGAAGAGGAAGAGAGCAAGUAUAGCUUCUGUCGAGCCUUCCUGACGACACUUAACGAGUUAAAUGACUACGCGGGACAACACGAGGUCAUAGCGGAGAACCUGACGUCUCAAAUCAUCACUGAGCUUUCGCGCUACCUGCAGGAGAUCAAGGCGGAGAGAAAAUCGCACUUCCACGAUGGGCGUAAGGCACAGCAGCACAUUGAGAGCUCGUGGAAACAGCUGGAAUCGUGUAAAAGAAGGUUUGAGAGGGACUGUAAAGAGGCAGACAGAGCCCAGCAGUACUUUGAGAAGAUGGAUGCUGACAUUAACGUGACUAAGGCUGACGUGGAAAAGGCACGACAGCAAGCUCAGAUGAGGCACCAGAUGGCUGCUGACAGUAAGGGUGAUUACUCUUCCUACCUGCAAAAGUUCAACCAGGAGCAGAAUGAACAUUACUUUACAAUUAUCCCCAACAUAUUCCAGAAACUUCAAGACAUGGAGGAGAAAAGAAUUGAGAGGCUAGGAGUGUGCAUGAAGACAUUUGCAGAGGUGGACCGCCAAGUGCUGCCCAUCGUGGGGAAAUGUUUAGAUGGCAUGACGAAAGCCGCCGAGUCCAUCGAGCCCAAGACUGACUCCAAACAGGUGGUGGAGUCCUAUAAGUCCGGCUUCGAGCCCCCGGGAGAUGUGGAGUUCGAGGACUACGGCCAGGCCAUGAAGAGGACGGCGUCUGAAACCAGCCUGUCCAACUCCAGAGAGGCCAAGGAGAAGCCUGCUGGCAAGAGCAAAGGCAAACUGUGGCCUUUCAUUAAGAACAAGAACAAGCCACCUGCCCCCCCAGCCUCAUCCCCGCCCUCACCCUCUGCUGUUCCCAACGACCCCCAGUCUCCCAAGCAGCACAAGGAGCCCCUCUCCCACCGCCUCAACGACUUCAUGGCCUCCAAACCCAAAAUGCACUGCCUCCGGAGCCUGAGGCGAGGGCUUUCUCUCAAGCUGAUCACACUCAAUUCCCACGUCCGGAAUCUCAUUGAGGGCUCUGGACCAGAGGACUUCAGCCACCUGCCACCAGAACAGAGGAGGAAGAAGCUGCAGGGCAAGAAAGAUGAACUGAAUAAGGACAUUCAAAAAGAAAUGGACCAGAGGGAUGCUCUAACUAAGAUGAAAGACGUGUAUGUGAAGAACCCUCAGAUGGGAGACCCGGCCAGCGUAGACCCACGGCUAUUAGAAAUAGGCCAGAACAUCGAAAAGCUCCAGUCUGAAGUUCAGAAAUUCGAGGGCUGGUUAACAGAGGUGGAGGAGAGGAUGCCAUCCAAGAGUGAUACACACCGGAGAAGUGGACUCUAUGAGACCCAGAACAACACAACAGUGGGCAACAACUGUGCGCAGGACAGAGAGAGGCCCUUGAGCAGCCCGGAUGGCAGCUACACGGAGGAACAGAAUUCAGAGACUCAGGUCAAAGCCAACAUCAACCCCAUCCCCACCUCCAACCCAACCUCCACCACGCCAGAGUUUGACGAUGAGUUUGAUGAUGAGGAGACCCUACCCACCAUCGGCACCUGCAAAGCCUUGUACCCAUUUGAAGGUCACAACGAGGGCACAAUCGCCGUGGCAGAGGGCGAGCUGUUGUACGUCAUAGAAGAAGACAAAGGAGACGGCUGGACACGAGUGCGCAGGAACGAGGACGAGGAGGGAUACGUCCCCACGUCCUACGUUGAGGUCUUUUUGGAAACAAAUGCCAAAGGCCAGUGGUAAAGGAAUAAAGGACUGAGAAUUAGCUGUACUAAGCUAUAUGAUUCCUAAAAGUGCGAGGCUGGCUGAGGAAUGGCAGGGCAAGCAGCCUCGGAGAAAACCACCACGUUCCUCACACGCUCACAGAGUCAGAGAGAGAAAGUGAAAGACGACCUGAAUCUAAAAGAGAGAGACGGCCGAUUAGAACGCAUCUCAAUUUUCCAAACCAUUAUUAAAAAUAUAAAAAACUUAUCGGCAGUGUUGCGCUUCCUCUGCAGAGCUCUGCGAUGUGAAGCGACGAUAAGAGAAAUCCAUCUAAAUUUUAGCGCUCAUAACCUUUUUCCAUUCUUAACACCCAUACAGCAAUCACAACCACAGUAUACAAUUUGCUUUUUGUUGUUUUUAGCUUUGCUUCUUAAUGUAACUAACUCCGCUUGCAACGCGCGCGGUCAUGAACGGCUGUUGGCUUCCUCGCUCUGAACGCCACCCCCCCCACCCCCUUCUCUUUUUCCUUACCUUUGACCCCAUUGCACACACACGCACACACGUGGCAGAGGGUGUGGUCAGAGACAGGACGGAGAACCGCAGGAGCCUACGAACUAAAGGCCAGCUGUCAAACACCUUCAUACGGGCAGUGUGUAUGUGUUGUGAGUCAUGAACUCCUCAGUCACCGUGGCUAAAAAGAGACUCAUCCUCAGCUCAUCCGCCUACAUCUGGGGCUUUAAAAACCUCAUGUUCACCCCUCCCACUAAAAUCAGCUCCAUAUCUGCAGGUUUCCACCCACCUGACAAAGGAAGAAGCGAAGGUGCUAAACAUCUAUCUGUAUGUCAUGUGCUUCUGGUUCGUGUUUGUUUGUCUUAUUUUAAAAGGUCUUGUGUGUUGUAAUGACCCAUUUUCUCCACAUCCACUACCCCCCCUCCCCUCCCCUCCCCACAACCCCACAUAUCCAGGACCAACUGGAGGGAAAAGAGAUGGAUGGUGGGUCAUUUGUCAUCACUGAUCCUACAAAUUCUUGUGUUGUCACUGGUGUCUGUUCCUCUCUCUGACCACACACCCCCUCCUUCACCUCCACGGCCCCUUCCCUCCUCAGGCAGCUCAAGCUCUCCCUCGGCUGCUUUGAGCGCCCCCCCCUUUUUCUUUUUGCAACAGCUCGAGGUUGGGGGCCUCUCAGAGUUGCGGUGUGCUGCAUGCUUGCCCUGUCUUCCUCCUCGCCCCCCUCUGCUGGCAACCCGGAGGAUGUGGUGGGGGAGUUUGGUCAGCUUACGCCCCCCCCCCCCCCUCGCC
This is a messenger RNA of Morone saxatilis (striped sea-bass), 3432 nucleotides long. RefSeq names its product formin-binding protein 1 (gene fnbp1b). The record is from RefSeq and is a predicted model, not a curated record. Gene Ontology annotation, biological process: endocytosis; signal transduction. NCBI's taxonomy places the organism in Eukaryota, Metazoa, Chordata, Actinopteri, Moronidae. Gene Ontology annotation, molecular function: protein binding.